AGGUUGCAAGUCACUGUGAUACGGCGGCGUGAAGACGACGUGAUGGCCGCGAUCCAUGGCCAUCUGCACGAUGACAGGUGGCGCACGCUUGCAUCAUUCGUGCCUUCGUCCACGAUCCUGAAGGGGUGUCGUCUGAGCAGCGACGUCGUCAAGCAAGCGUUGAAACCAUGCAACGAAGUCAAGAGCUUUGAGUUAUCGCAACCGUCAGCCAUUAUGGCAGCGAUGAAGCAGAGUCAACGCCUUUUGUGCUUCUGCUUGGCGUCUGCGGCAUCGUCAGGAUGGUAUAUACUGUGA
Messenger RNA from Aphanomyces invadans, 294 nucleotides. RefSeq lists its product as hypothetical. The record is from RefSeq and is a predicted model, not a curated record. The transcript is spliced from 4 exons. NCBI's taxonomy places the organism in Eukaryota, Oomycota, Saprolegniomycetes, Saprolegniales, Verrucalvaceae. Bases 43 to 294 code for a protein of 83 amino acids.